Molecule: messenger RNA, 1141 nt
Organism: Trichoderma asperellum CBS 433.97
Lineage: Eukaryota; Fungi; Ascomycota; Sordariomycetes; Hypocreales; Hypocreaceae
Source: RefSeq, a predicted model, not a curated record
UUAUAUCCAGCACACACGCAUAUUAUGGGGCAGGGAGUAAAUAGUGCUACAGCAUUAAGCGCCCUGGCCGAAAAAAGACUGGACCCGGCAGAUGGCCAUUCCGGUGGCAGAUAAGGUACAAACUAACACGGGGGAGCUGUUGGGAUCGCCAAAUGCUCAACCAAGACCGGAUUUGGCUGCUUCUGCUUCUGCUUCUGCAUCCGCUUCCUCUUUCGUUUCGCGAAAAUAACGUCUCCAAAGCCAAGACCAAAGGCAUAAUCACAAUAACUUGGCAGCAGCGUCAGCUGUCAAAAAGUCAAAGUGCAGUGGUCGACUCUUUGAUUAUUCAGGGGCGCUGGGCUUUUCUCGGCCCCCGUCCCCACGCCCUGGCAUGCUGUGCGGCUUUCUCACUUAUUCACUCACCUUUUAAGCCGAGUCAUAAAGAGACAAAUUCUCUCUCUCAAGGUCCUAGAUGCGUAAACGUGAAAAACCUCUCAAUGCUAUCAGAGCUGGAGCAAACAAACAGCACUAUUAUUCCCAAAACGUUGCCAAACAUCCAGAACUAUCUAGCAACUGUCCAAAACAGUAGAGUCCUUCAACCCCCCCCCCUGACAAUACUCGCUUAUUUUAUCUGCUUAAGCCACGCGAUAAUAAACCAGCUUUCUCUCUCUCUCUCUCUCUCCAUAUCUCUCUUUUUAGGCCCCGUGUUUGACAAUCCGCUGGUCCCGAGCUUCGCGUUUCACCAUUCCAGCCUCCCCCUGCACACUUCAAACUCCACAUACCUCCUAGCACGAGAGCCAAGGCCCAGGCAAAAGCAAAAAGACAACAAAAUAUGACAGUUCUACAGGCCGCGUUUCCCUGGGCCGCAUAGAAGACUGAAAUUUCUUCAUUUAGCUUUCUCUCCAUUUACUUUUUAAUCAUUGGCCUUGCUUGGCAGGUUCUUGGCUUCGGGUAUUUUGUGCCACUAAUUAUAACUCCAUGCGCCUUGGUUUCCUCCCCCCCGUAUUAUUUCAUGACAAGCCUCUAACCCCGGGCUUCGUCAUCAACCCAGAUACCAGGCUUGCCGUGGCUUCGCGUUUCGUUUAUUCUCACAAUCAAAUCCUCUAGCGAGUAAUGUCUUUACCGUCUUUUUAGAAAAACUCUCUCUUUUUUCUCUCUCUCU